AUGACGGAAGAGUUUGAGAUCGCCGGAAGUACGACCGGAACUUGGUGGAGUUCGCCAACAAACUCCGCCGCUGUAUACUCCGGCUACUCGUUGCCACGUCCCAACGAGAUUAGCCUCGACAUCACAGAUUUCGGAUGGCAAAACUUCGAUAACAACAUUAACGAUCAUAAUGAUGAUUUAAUGAAUAUCCAUCAUAGUUUCUUCGACGGAUUAUUUGAUCCUAACGAGCAAAUACUAUCGAAUUCUUGGCCAAAAACUACAAUUCCUAACGCGAAAUCCGAGCUGCUCGAAAGCUUUCCGUUCUUAGAUAACAUGUUCUUGAUCGAUUCAGAAGCUGAAUCUUUCUUGGAUCAUGAGAUCAGAAACCAUAAGUCUAAGGAGCAAUUUACACAGGAAUGCAAGAUUCUUACUUCAAAGGCACAAUUAGAAGAGAACAGCGAUGAAUAUUCACCACGAUUUCUAAAAAGACCAAGAAUCGAGACAUUGUCUCCAUUGCCAAGCUUCAAAGUUCGUAAAGAAAAACUCGGUGAUCGAAUCACUGCACUUCAGCAACUUGUUUCACCAUUUGGCAAGACAGAUACGGCUUCUGUUCUCAACGAAGCUGUAGAGUACAUUAAGUUUCUUCUAGAACAAGUCACUGGGUUGAGUAAUCCAGAACAAAACAGCAGAGGAUCUGUUCAACAACAGCAGUGUUCAGACAAGAGAUCCCUGAAUACUCAAGAAGAAGAAGAAUGUAGUUCAAGAAGACACGUAGAUCUUGCGAGCCGUGGGCUAUGUCUGAUGCCGAUCUCGGUUACAUAUCCGGUGGCUGCAGCCGCGGCUUCCGCUGCAGAGAUGAACACAUCUGAUUUCUGGAAUAUUCCAUUCUCUGUUAACCUGUAA
Messenger RNA from Microthlaspi erraticum, 882 nucleotides. The record is from the annotation of a GenBank genome assembly. Lineage: Eukaryota; Viridiplantae; Streptophyta; Magnoliopsida; Brassicales; Brassicaceae.